Messenger RNA from Rhagoletis zephyria (snowberry fruit fly), 384 nucleotides. NCBI's taxonomy places the organism in Eukaryota, Metazoa, Arthropoda, Insecta, Diptera, Tephritidae. The record is from RefSeq and is a predicted model, not a curated record.
AUGUCUGAUUACGACCACGUAUCACGAAGUUCGCUCAAGCUGAAGCACGAUGGACUCAGUGCCAGCAAGAAGAACAAAAAGAAGAAGAAGAAGGAAAAACUAGAAAAGAAACAGCUAGAAUUGGUGGAGCAGACCUUACUGGACAAUUCUACAACUGCAACGACCUCCACCAGUCAGGCUCAUGACAAGUCAAAGGCUACUGAUAGCACUUCGUGGAUGACUGAAGCCCAGAAAAAGUUUUUGGCGCAGCAAGAAAAACGCCAACUAGCUCGGGUGAUGGAAAAAGCCACCAAAUCGCACAAACAACGUGUUGAGGAGUUCAACAAUCAUCUGGAGAAUCUAUCUGAACACUACGACAUACCCAAGGUGAGCUGGACCAAGUAA